GAGAUAAGAGAGAGAGGAGGAAAAAGGAGAGAGGAGAAGGAAGGAAGAAGAAGGAAGGAAGGGGACAAUACAAUCAUGCUGUGCUGUAUGAGAAGAACAAAACAGGUUGAAAAAAACGAUGACGUUGACCAAAAGAUUGAGCAAGAUGGCAUCAAACCAGAAGAUAAAGCUCAUAAGGCAGCCACCAAAAUCCAGGCCAGCUUCCGCGGACACAUAACAAGGAAAAAGCUCAAGGGGGAGAAGAAGGGAGAUCUCCAAGCGGCCAAUGCUGAGGCUGCUGAGAAGAAGGAUGAGGCCCCGUCUGAUGGUGUGGCAGAGAACAAAGAGAACGACGCUCCUGCUGCCACAGAAGCUGCUCCAUCUGACAGCGCCCCGCCUGCAGAGGGCAGCAAAGAUGGCUGUGCUCCCUCGGAGGAGAAGCAGGGGGAAGGCACUGCUGAUGCUGGCUUAGAGCAGCCAGCUCUGCAAGCAGCCACUCCCGCCUCCUCCUCAGAGGACAAGCCCGCUCCCACUGCCACCGAAACGGAAAGUGCCACUAAAGCUUCCACUGAUAACUCGCCGUCCUUGAAGGCUGACGAAGCCCAAGACAAAGAGGAGCCUAAACAAGCCGAUGUGCCUGCUGCUGUCACCACCACUGCUGCAGAGGAUGCUACUGCCAAGGCAAUAGCACAAACGGAGACGGCGGAGAGCAGCCAAACUGAAGAGAAGACAGAUGCUGUAGAAGAAACCAAACCUACUGAAAGUGCCCAGCAGGAAGAGGUGAAAGAAGAUGAGAACAAGGCUGACCAAGAAAAUGCCUGAACAUUAAGAAAUGACUCCCUGUUGCCCCUCCUUCCCCUUUCCUGUAUCCUUCUUCCUGUACCCACCCCCAAUCUUGAUUCCCACCUCUUGCUCGCCCCUGUGGGCCUGUCCGUCCCUCCCGCAUCCCACUUAAACCCUUUUUCUCUCUGUGUGGCAAACAUUUAAAGAAAAAAA
This is a messenger RNA of Chelonoidis abingdonii (Abingdon island giant tortoise), 975 nucleotides long. It is a transcript of the gene GAP43, whose product is annotated as growth associated protein 43. Lineage: Eukaryota; Metazoa; Chordata; Testudines; Testudinidae. Gene Ontology annotation, biological process: tissue regeneration; regulation of growth; axon choice point recognition. Gene Ontology annotation, cellular component: postsynaptic density; cytoplasm; plasma membrane. Gene Ontology annotation, molecular function: lysophosphatidic acid binding; phosphatidylinositol phosphate binding; calmodulin binding. The record is from RefSeq and is a predicted model, not a curated record.